Molecule: messenger RNA, 4131 nt
Organism: Girardinichthys multiradiatus
Lineage: Eukaryota; Metazoa; Chordata; Actinopteri; Cyprinodontiformes; Goodeidae
Gene: naprt
Product: nicotinate phosphoribosyltransferase
Exons: 13
Coding region: 561-2225 (554 amino acids)
Biological process (GO): NAD+ biosynthetic process
Molecular function (GO): nicotinate phosphoribosyltransferase activity
Source: RefSeq, a predicted model, not a curated record
ACUCCCUUUUAACAGGAAGAAACCUCCAGCAGAAACAGGCUCAGUGUGAGCGGCCAUCUGCCAUUCCAAACCCUCCAAAUGUUGUGAAAAGCAGCCCAAAAUUUAACAACCGGUCCAAAGCUAUUUUCCUCCAGCCCAACAUGUUCAAAAGAAGCCCAACUGGGAGGAAACCAGUCCAGUCUGGCAAAUUGCAGAGCACUGUACAGUUUACCCCAUUCCCAUAAAGAAAACACUAAUCAACAGCAACCAUAAACAUGCCAGAGCAUGUGUAUGCAUGAUGAUGCACUGCAUGGAAGCAUGCUUGAGUUGUAAUGAAUGCGUUAACAAUUUGAAUGUACAUGUCGGGGGUAUUUGGAGCCCUUAAAAAUAUAUAAAACGUUUGGAUUUGUCAAAUUUGAAAAACGCUGUGCAGCAUCCUCAAGCCUAUUUUACUGAGAGGAACUGGACUCGCUGUUUCUCACCACAGUUGGUGCAGGGGUCAGUGGAUGUUUGUGGAACUGCAAGUCCCAGAGAUCCAAGUAGGACCAUAGAACCAGGACCUGUCGCUCUGACUGGAGAACAUGGCAGCUCCGUCCACAGGCACAUGCGGGCUCAUGGAGCGCUCGGUCCGGGAGCGGGUCCCACCUCUGCUCACCGACCUGUACCAGUUCACCAUGGCAUACGCGUACUGGCGGGCCGGCCGACACCAGGAGCCCGCAGUGUUCGAGCUGUUUUUCAGGGACAACCCGUUCGACGGCGGCUUCUCGCUGUUCGCUGGGCUGCAUGACUGCCUGUUGUUCCUGCGGAGCUUUCGCAUCACAGACCGAGAUGUGGAGUUCCUGCGCGUCAUCCUGCCUCCCAACACCGACCCUGCUUUCUUCGACUUCCUGAGAGGCAUUGACUGUUCGACUGUGACGGUCCGCUCCGUGCCAGAGGGCUCCGUGGUGUUUGCCAGGGUUCCACUGAUGGAGGUGGAGGGUCCACUGGCUGUGGUUCAGCUGCUGGAGACCAGUUUACUGUGUCUGGUCAAUUAUGCCAGUCUGGUGUGCAGUAACGCUGCUCGUUUCCGUCUGGCGGCUGGACACCAGAGGAAGCUGCUGGAGAUGGGCCUCAGACGGGCUCAGGGACCAGACGGAGGCCUCACUGCCUCACGUUACACACACAUUGGAGGAUUUGAUCUCACCAGUAACGUUCAGGCUGGUUUCCUUUUUGGGAUCCCUGUUGCUGGGACAAUGGCGCACUCCUAUGUCACUUCCUUCAGCUCCUUGGAGGAGGUUUGGCCACAGACACUUGUGACAGCAAGCGGAGACCCCGAUCCAGUCGAUGCCAUUUCUCUGACUAAAGUCUGGUUGAGGCGGGUCUGUGAUCUCCUGGGAGCAGAACCGGGGAAAAUCCACGAGGGUGAACUGGCAGCGUUUCUCUCCUACGCCAUUGCCUACCCUCAGAACUUCCUGCCUGUGAUUGACAGCUACAGCGUGGGAUGUAGUGGACUGUUGAACUUCUGUGCCGUGGCCUUGGCGCUUUGUGAACUGGGUUACAAACCUGUGGGGGUCCGGCUGGACAGCGGAGACCUCUGCAGGCAGUCCAUGGAAGUCCGUCGGGUCUUUAGACUCUGCAGUGAGCAGUUUUCCGCAUCAACUUUUAAUUCUCUGACCAUCGUAGGGUCCAACAACAUCUCAGAGGAAACCAUGAUUGAACUCAACAAGAAGGCAAAUGAGAUCAAUGUAGUCGGCGUUGGAACACAUCUGGUCACCUGCACCAAACAGCCGUCUCUGGGCUGUGUGUAUAAGCUGGUGGAGGUGAGGGGAAGACCGAGGAUGAAGAUCAGCGAGGACCCAGAGAAAACCACUGUUGCAGGGAGGAAAGCCAUCUAUCGGUUGUUAGAUGAUGACGGUCAUCCUUUUCUGGACUUGUUGUGUCUGAACGUCGAGCCUCCUCCUGAGGCAGGGUGUACAUUGACCUGUUAUCCUCUAGGGGGCGACAACUCAGCUGUUUCAGUCACUCCAGCACAGGUGACCUGUCUGCGAAGGGAAGUUUUCUUAAAAGGGCAGGUCACAGAGCCUCUUUGCAGCGCUGCAGAAACUAGAGCAAAGGUCCAGAGCUCCCUGCAGACUCUGCACCCUCGACAUAAGAUGUUGCAGGAGCCUGACUCAUACACGGUGGCGCUUUCAAAGAAACUCCACAACUUGGUCACAGAGCUCCAAAAAGGAAGCAGCAAUGACAGCAACUUUCUGUUAGCCAACUAAAAAUAUAUUUUUUUAUUUCAGUCUUUUUCCAAAGUGCCUCAAAGUAAAAUGUGCAUCGGCUGAAACUGACAUCUUUCACUAGCACUGAUUGACUUUGUAGAUCGGUAAAAAUAAGCAGGGGGAGUUCUGAGUUUGUGGAGAUAAAGAGAUCAUUUAACUAAAUGUUAUUUGCCAUUUAACUUUUUUGCAAGCAUGUUUUAUAAAAAUCUGGCAAAUAAAAUGUACGUGCAUCUUGGGCUACCUUCAUGUUUCAGGUUUUAAUACUUUUAUACUGACUUCAAUCCAGUAUAAAAGGUAUAUGGUCAGAUGCAAUGACAUAACAGUCGGAUAAAAUGCGACAUGACCGUUCAGACUGAGGUUACUUUAAAAAGAUCAGACAAGUAAGGAGCCUGGUCUAGUUUUAGAAAAUCACAAUUAUUCUGCUCAGACAUAAAAGAUCAGACCUUCAGUGUGUUUGUAGCCCUGGUUUAUAGCCAUAUUCCAUAAAUUAGAAUGUUAUUAAAAAGUUUAUUUCAUUGAGUCAACUCAUUUAGUAAAACAUAUUAUAUAGAAUAUAAUCAAUAUAUAUAGUCUGUGAACACAAAGACUGAUGUUUUCAGGUCUUUAUUUCUGGUAAUUAUGAUUUUCCACUAACAGCUAAUGAGAACAUAACAUUUAAGAUAAUAUUACAUCCAACCAAUCAAAACAGAAACAGAAAUGAGCCUCAUCAGAGCACAUAUUCUAGUUUAAUGAAUAUGACUUUAUAUGAUAGCCACGUGCAGAAGGCCAGCUAAAUUGCAUUAGAGUUUAUAGAAUGUGUCCUGAAAUUUUGUGAAAUAUGUUUUGAAAAUCUAAGAAAAGUGAUUUAAAAGUUUUUAAAACUGAUUUAAUCAAAUUUAUGUUCCUUUUCGUUAGGGAUGAAUAUGUGGAUUAACAUCAGUGUCAGCCGAUGUUAGCGAUUUCUUAACCUAUUUAUAUCGGUCCCUUAAGUAAAACUGAGCCGAUAAGCAACCAAUGUUUAUUUCCAUCUUGUUUGCAUUGGUGUAUGUUUCGUAAUGGGAAGGGGAGGGGGUCGGCCGUGUGGUAUUUGUUUGGCAUGUGAUAGUAUUGCAGCACAGGAUUGUGGGGUUUUUAACUGAAGCAGAGAAGCAAUGUUAGCAAUGUGGUUGUUUUUUCACAAUGUCAAAAGAGUACGAAAAACAUAUAUAAUGUUGGUAAAUAUCGGUUAUCGACCAUAGUAGCAAUAUUAAUAUUGGAUAUAGAUAUAUUUUUAAUUGCCUUAGUUUUUUGUUUUAAAAUUCUCUUUAUAGGGGUUGUCUGUUUAAGCACCUUCCCCUUGGUUAAGUCUCCUCCUUCAGACUUUUGAUUGGUGGAUUUGUUUUCAGUUAGAAGUUAGUUUAGAGACAGGUGUUAAAUAUGUGGCAUGUAGACAGUGGUCCAUACUAUAUGAAUCCAAAUGAAGAACGAACAUUUUUAUGUCUAAUUUCUUUUUUAAAUCGUUAUUUAAUCAGAUAUGUUUCUUUUAAAACAAAAUUAAAGUAGCUCUUCAGCUAAAUCCUACUUAUAACUUUAAAAAAGAAGAGAAAACAAAAGAUUAAACAGAGAAAGCUUUGAAACAUUUUUCAUAAAUAUCUUGAAAAGACGUAGCUUUUAUGUGGAUUCUUACAACUUUUAUGAUUAAUUACAUCCUCAAAAAGCGACAGUGAAUGAUACAAUUCAGCAAAACCUUUGCUUUUCUGGUUAAAGCUCCAUUGAUCUCAAUCUGCUGAGGAAUGCAAAUUAGGAACAUGUGAGGCUUAUGAUUAAAUCUGUCAUAAGUACGACCAAACUCUGAAAUGGUGUUUGUAAGCUCACCUCAAAUGUACAUCACAAUAUUGUGUAUUUGUAUCUGUUUUUAUUUUGUGUCAUAAAUUCACUUACAACUUCA